AUGUACGCAAGCUACACGGACGGCAAGGACGACCUCGUCCUCCCCACCAUUAUCACACGUGAUGACUUUGCCGAUAAGCCCGAAUUCGACCCGGACGCGUUUCUUUACGACAACCAUCGCUUCACCUCGCUUGACUCUCUUCUCAGAGACCUCAAGAAACUCUCAGAAAACCUCAACCAGGACCUUCUAGAUCUUGUCAACAGCGAGUACACAAGCUUUAUUCAGCUCGGCCAGUCCAUUGGCGGCUGUCUCGAGCUCAUCAAUAACAUCUCGCUAGAUGUGGGCAAAUUCAACCAGCAGUUGGUUUCAUCGAAGAAAAACAUGGCUGAUUCGAGGGACACGGCGCAGAGGGCGCUUCAGCAGAAAAAGAGGCUCAAUUUGCUAAAAAACAAGGCCAAAUUGGUUCUUUUGCUCAACGAGCAGUGCACCAGUUUUGAGACCCUUUUGGGGCUCGACAUUGGUGAGCUCAGCGUGAAGCGUCUACAACCUAAGCUUCUGACGCUUACGACAUUGUAUCUUUCGGCGACGAAAAUCUAUGCUAUUUUGGACGAGGCGCACGAGGAGGGUUGCGUGUUUUUUGAGAAGUCGCUUAAACCGAAGCUUCUGUCGUUGCAACUUGAGUUCAAGGCGUACAUCAAGGAGACGUUAGAUCGUGUGCGCAAAGAGCCCAAGGGCUACGAUACCGUGAUCAUGAGCUUGCUUCAUUGCCAGCGCAUUGUUGGUUCGUCCAGUUAG
This is a messenger RNA of Candidozyma duobushaemuli, 735 nucleotides long. RefSeq names its product Golgi transport complex subunit. The record is from RefSeq and is a predicted model, not a curated record. The coding region runs from base 1 to 735 and encodes 244 amino acids. Gene Ontology annotation, biological process: Golgi organization; intra-Golgi vesicle-mediated transport; protein transport. Lineage: Eukaryota; Fungi; Ascomycota; Pichiomycetes; Serinales; Metschnikowiaceae. Gene Ontology annotation, cellular component: COG complex; membrane. The transcript has a single exon.